UGCAAUCACUUAGGUUUGUGGAACGAGGAGUGAGGAUAAAGACGGAGUUAUUGACUCUGUGAAUUAUGAUAUCCAGAGAGGAAGAUUUGGUGGCUAGAUUGACGAAUCAAAAUCACAAAAGAACAGGAGCUGGAUGCAAAAAAUGUGGUUAUCCUGGACAUUUGACAUUCGAAUGUCGUAACUUUGUCAAAGUGGAUGCUGCCAAAGAUGUUGUUCUUGAUGUGAGCAGUACAAGCUCAGAUUCAUCAUCAAGUGAUGAGUUGAAACCGACAUUUUCCAGGGAAGAACAAAGUAGCUCCCACAAACAUAAAAAGCAUAAGAAGAGAAAGAAAUUGAAAAGCCAAAAAAAUAAAUCAUCGCACACAUCAUCAAGUGAGGAUGACAGUGAUUCUGAUAAACGAACAAAAUCAUCACACAAAAAGCGAAAAAAGAAGAAUAGCAGAAAAGAAGAGACUGGAAAGCAGAAAAAAAAGAAGAGAAAGAAAGAAAGUCGCAAAAGAACACACCAUGAAAAAGACAAGGGUGUUGACCUCGAUCAUAAAAGGCAGAGAAGAAGUUCGUCUGACUAACACACUGGUAAUUUCAAGCGAGAAUAUACGAUUCAAGCUGUCUAUAGGGGUCACUGCAUCAAUGUUGUAAAUUGUGUUUUUCAAUUCAUUUGCACAGCCGUGACUCUACCCUGCAACACGAAGUUGAGACUGUAUCUAUAUGAAUCUAAUCACAAGAAAUCUCAGUGCACCGCCUAUCUAAAGGUAUAUUUUUUGUUGCCCAUUGACAAGCUAGUCUCGCAUCAGAAUAGAAUCCUCUGCACCGUUGCUUUCUGUAUGCCUCAUAGCCUAAAUACACAAUGAGAUAUUUUUUAUUUUCAAUGCAAUUCUUAACUGACAACCAUGGAAGAGAGAGGCCAUUAAUGCAAGUUGUAUGAAGUUCUGCAGUCAACAAAAGACUACAUGAUGAAUCAGAUAUGUGACAUAUAAAAGUAAUAAAUAAAAGGCAACUAACUAUA
Messenger RNA from Styela clava, 1006 nucleotides. RefSeq lists its product as uncharacterized. The record is from RefSeq and is a predicted model, not a curated record. Lineage: Eukaryota; Metazoa; Chordata; Ascidiacea; Stolidobranchia; Styelidae. Gene Ontology annotation, molecular function: nucleic acid binding; zinc ion binding.